AGCUUAUCUCUCUUUACGGCUCCUCUAACGACGAUGGUAUAAAAACGUUUAUCGAGAAACAAGGGGCCUCUACAGCCAGAGUUGGACCGAAGCGACCACAACUAGGAAUUGCAGAAACGCCAAGAACAUGAAGUGCAUAACGACAAUCUUGAUGCUGGUGGUGGCACAGGCCUACGCCGACCUCGGCGUACUUGAGUGCCCUAUCGUGGAAGACGAAAACGCCACAGUCACCCUUCUGCCCAACCCAUACAACUGCUCCACUUUCUACUACUGCGCCCAGGGACAGCCCACGCUGUUCCUGUGCCCUCUCGGCCUCGAAUUCAACGCAGAAGAGCAGGUCUGCGACUACAAGGGCCGUGCCAACUGCGUUGAAGUAGAGCAGACCGCACCCCCUACAGCAGCAACAAACGGGACGCCUGCAUCCGACGAAGCGGCUCCAGCAAGUGAGGAGGGGGCAAGCGUGGUGGAAGUAACGGCUGACGUCGAGGCAAAGGACGCGCCGUUAACCAAGGUGGUGGUGACGGAGACCGUACCGGUGACCAAGCUGGUGACCGUGGCUGUACCCGUAACCGAAGCGGUGACCAAAGUGGUACCGGUGACCGAAGCGGCAGCGGUAGCCAAGGUUGAAGUCGCAAAUGAAGACCCCGCCGCUGGACUGGGCGACACCGAUUAUCUCACGGCAUAGCUAGAACUUUCGCGUAAAACUGCACCGUCAAAAUAUGGCUCGCUCUGGAAACCUGUGAAAUGAGACGCCCUGGUGAAGAAUGGCUGGAACCGGCUGCUAAUGGUCAAAGGCAGCCUUAUAACUUGUUUGUGGAACGAUUGGCGGAUGUGGAGGAGAGAAUUUUCUGUACAACAGCUCACACCAAAUCAGAAUGUCCAGUUCUUUUUCAUUAGGCAAUGCACAGUUGCAGCUAAAAUGUUAUACCUAACCUUGAAUAUUAAUCUUCUCGGCAAAAGUAUGUGACGAGUUCUGCUCAGUGUUGUCUCGCUUGCUGCAUUUAUUAAUUUGUACUAUAUUAGAGGUGAUUCCUUAAGGCUUAAAUUUUUACAAAAGAAUAACUGUCCAUCUACCGCUACUCUGUCGCUACAACAAUAUUUUACUUUCCUGGAUAAAUGACAUACGUAAAAGAACAUACGUGAAUUUACUGCUACGUUAGAUGCACAUAACUCUUGGAAAAAGUGUGAAAACAUAUACUAAUAUAUAGAAAUAUUUCAUUAGAUUGUAUUAUAUGACAGAACUUGUUUCUUUAGCAUUUGGUUAUUAGUAUUGUAAUUUAUUGCAUAUGAACAAUCUUGCCAAUCUGUCGCAAUAGAGAGUGUUCUCGUUUAUUUGCACAUCUGUACAAUAAAUAGGCCUCUGCAAAUUCAAGGUAA
This is a messenger RNA of Ornithodoros turicata, 1377 nucleotides long. Its product is annotated as peritrophin-1-like. The record is from RefSeq and is a predicted model, not a curated record. Gene Ontology annotation, molecular function: chitin binding. NCBI's taxonomy places the organism in Eukaryota, Metazoa, Arthropoda, Arachnida, Ixodida, Argasidae. Gene Ontology annotation, cellular component: extracellular region. The transcript has 2 exons. Bases 128 to 685 code for a protein of 185 amino acids.